UUUUGUCUUUUGUGAUCUUCCAUUGUCGAAUAUACGCACACAACACACACAACACAAGUAAAGAAAGCAGUUAUUACAACAAAUCUCACCCCAAAAAACAAACAGAAAACACACAACUUCAGUUUAUGCUGGUUUCUUGGAAAUUCCACACCACCCUAUCAACCGCGCCACCGUGUCACUGCCGCAGUAACCGUCUCGCCGCCGUCUCUCUAAACCACACUCUCAUCAUCGCCACCCAUCGACUAAUGCCAACCGGCGAACUCCGCUACGCACCGCCGCCGACGGCGAUGUCUAACUCCUCCUCCGGCGGCGGGUUCGAAGAAGAGGGGUGGCUGUGGGCGCAGAUCAAGGCGGAGGCACGCCGUGACGCUGAGUCUGAACCAGCGCUCGCGAGUUACCUCUACUCCACGAUUCUCUCACACUCGUCUCUAGAACGGUCACUGUCGUUCCACCUCGGGAACAAGCUCUGCUCCUCCACUCUUCUCUCCACGCUCCUCUACGACCUCUUCCUCAACGCGUUCUCCUCCGACCCUUCUCUCAGCUCCGCCGCCGUCGCUGACCUCCGCGCCGCCCGGGAGCGCGACCCCGCUUGUGUGUCGUACUCCCACUGCCUACUCAAUUACAAGGGUUUCCUCGCCUGUCAGGCUCACCGCGUGGCGCACCUGCUGUGGGGGCAGUCGCGGCGGCCGUUGGCUCUGGCGUUGCAUUCUCGAAUUGCUGAUGUUUUCGCGGUGGACAUUCACCCGGCGGCGACGAUUGGGAAGGGGAUUCUGUUCGACCAUGCUACUGGAGUGGUGGUGGGGGAGACGGCGGUGAUUGGGAACAAUGUGUCGAUCCUGCACCACGUCACACUGGGUGGGACUGGGAAGAUUGGUGGGGAUCGCCACCCGAAGAUUGGUGAUGGGGUGCUAAUUGGUGCUGGUGCUACCAUUCUGGGGAAUGUUAAGAUUGGGGAAGGUGCCAAGAUUGGUGCUGGCUCGGUGGUUUUGAUCGAUGUGCCGCCGCGGACGACUGCUGUUGGGAACCCGGCGAGGUUGGUUGGUGGCAAGGAGAAGCCGUCUAAGCAUGAAGAUGUGCCUGGGGAGUCCAUGGAUCAUACUUCCUUCAUGUCUGAAUGGUCAGAUUAUAUCAUUUGAAUUUCAAAUGUGAAUGCUUGAUAUUUAAACACUUGGUGUUGAAAGUGCAUUGCUUUAGCAACAAACUAGCAUUUUCCAGUCUCAUGUGUUCUGCUAUUGCAUAGUUGAACAUUUGGACUGAGAUUUUAUAGUUAGUAAAUAAACUCUUGUGUCAAGAAAUGAACCUAUAACGUUAGUCUAGUAAAUACUAAAUAAUGCUAAUUGCUAAGUUAAUUGCUGAUAUGAAAAUGUUCGUUUCUACUUAGUGUACUGUACUGUAUGAUGAUUGGAAAUUGUGGCAUCAUGCUAUGUAAUAAGAUAUGUUGCAGUACACAGAAUCUGGUUUUGUUGAUUA
Molecule: messenger RNA, 1470 nt
Organism: Lotus japonicus
Lineage: Eukaryota; Viridiplantae; Streptophyta; Magnoliopsida; Fabales; Fabaceae
Product: serine acetyltransferase 5
Exons: 2
Coding region: 126-1136 (336 amino acids)
Cellular component (GO): cytoplasm; cytosol
Molecular function (GO): L-serine O-acetyltransferase activity
Source: RefSeq, a predicted model, not a curated record